Prionailurus viverrinus (fishing cat) is the source of this 3984-nucleotide messenger RNA. RefSeq lists its product as uncharacterized. Bases 1 to 951 code for a protein of 316 amino acids. Lineage: Eukaryota; Metazoa; Chordata; Mammalia; Carnivora; Felidae. The record is from RefSeq and is a predicted model, not a curated record. The transcript is spliced from 6 exons.
AUGUCGCCCAGUGUAACUCAGCACGUGAACAGACUGGAGGAGGACGAGAGCGUCUCCACGGAAGCAGAAGCGGCUCUCGAUAAAGUUCAUUCAGAAGGACCUCCCCGUGUGACGGACGGCACAGGGGCCCCUGAUCCUCGGCCAGGCCGAGGGGGCGUGGGCCGGGCCUCUCUGUGGAUCCCAGGCUCUCUCCGCCUGCCCCGGGAAGAGGCAGACCUCAGUGAGGGCCUCAUGCUGGCCGGCGGGCCUGGGGCAGCUCCAGUGAGCGGCUUCCCGUGCCAGCGGCGAGGGACCCGCCGGGUUUGCGCAGCCCUGGUGCCCGCCUCCUGCCCUUGGGCCCUGGGUUCCCUCCACACCACCAGCCCUUUGCUUCAGCGCCGGCAUCUUCUACUGGGGAAGGAUUUGCAGCCAGCGGGUUUGGAGCAAGGCGGAUCCCUCAGGGCAGACGCCGAGCUCGGCCUGCGCACGUGGCUCGGGACGGGCCCAGGUGAGGCAGGAAACGCCAGCGCCCGACGGCUCGGCCAGGUGCGGCCAAGUGGCGAGCGCGUGUCCGAGGCGGGUCUCCGUGCUGGCCUGGCCGCUGCCGCCGUGAGGCCCCAGGGCAGGUCUGAGGACGCGGAGAGACCGCAGGAGAACAGGAGCAUCCGGUCCCCACCCCGCUCGCCUCACAGGGAUCCUAGGACAUUGACACGACCCUCCCGACCUGGCGAGCCAAUCUACCGAAGGGAAAAGCUCACACCCGGCUUGCCGAGGUCCCGCCCUCCAGCUGGGCCGGCACAGCCCGCAUCAAUUCCACGCGGCAUCAGUUCCACGCGGCGCUGCUGGGUCCUCGAGGCACCUGCGCCCAUUCUACAGGCGGGGAGGCCGAGCGCCAGGGUGCAAGGCCACGGGCCGACUGCCGCGUCCAGGGAGCGCCCCGGCCUCAUCCACUCCAGCAGAGCGGGGAAGUAGGAGGAAGCGUGGCUGAAGCGGCCACUGUGUUUAUUUCUGGCCGCUCAGGUCCUUUCUGCACCUCACUGUAGUUUCCAGUGUAUUUACGAUAAGUGUACGUUAUUUUCGUGAUCGGAAAAAGUUAUAGAAACCUUUAGGGGCACGAGCCUAGUGCGUGAAGUGUGUGAGUCCUGGCGGACGAAGCAGAGUUACUUCCCAAGAGCAGCUGGGGUCUACACCCCGGGCGGCCACACGUCCAGCCACCCUGCAGGCCUUUCCUUUCUCACUUUAACCCUGAUUUGUCUGCAGUGGCGUGGGCUCGGUUAAAAACACGUGUGGCUCCCUCGCAGUUAAGGCUGUGUCGAUGAGAGGACAGUGAAACGUACCACGCGAGGCUCCCGGGGAAGCAGUGCGUCUCCUGUGUGUGGUGUGGACGGAGGGACAGGCGCACGGGUCGGUAGGACAGCACUCAAGGCCCCGUAAUAGACCCGCGCAGACGCGCCCAGCUGAUUCCUAAUAAAGGCCAAAAGCCAUUCCGUGGAGGGAGGGCAAGCGUUCCAACAGCGGGACCUCGAGGGGCGGAAAGUGACCCUCCAGCUACCCUUACGCCUCAUUCAAAAAUGCGCGCAAAACGGGUCAGGGAUUAAAUGUAAAGCGACAUGCAAUGAAACUUUAGAAGAAGGAAUCACAGAAAAUGUUCAGGAUGGAAAGCCAGGCGCAGAGUUCCUAGACUUGACGCUUAAAGCGUGGCCCGCUAAAGGACCUUCAGAAACGUGCCGACGCCCGUAAAAGGGACUCUCUCAGGAUGAAGAAACUUUGGUUCGUUGACAGACUCUGUUACGAGGGGACGGAGCGGGAGCGAACGUUGGCCGAAACUAAACACACACCCGGCAAUUACACUCUUGGGGCAUCUGUCCCAGAGCAACGGAGGCCUGUCUCUGCGCAGAGUGGACACAGAUAUUCGUGGCCUCUGUGUUCCUGACAGUGAAAGACUGGAAACAACUCCGGCGUCCUCCGUCAGCAUGGGAUACGGGAGCACGCGGCCGGGAGAGAGCUGAUCGCGCGUCCCCACUUCCUUCCCAUCGGUGGUGACGGGGCGAGUGGGACUCGCCCAAGAAGGUCUUGGCCCCGCCGGACUUCCUUGGGGACUCUGUGCCUCCGAGUCUGGGUGACGGACGCGUAACCUCUGAAGGUGUCGGUAAUGACCGUGGGGGGGCGUGUUCUGAAGGCUCAGGCCUGUGGAGUGACGUGGCUGGGUGUUCCCGUCAGUGGGGCACGCUCGGUGGCUAUUUACCUGUCGCGCGCCGGACACAGAAGGGGGAAGUGAAGCCCAGAGAGGUCACUUGCCCCAGGUCACCCAGCUAGCGAGCGGCAAAGCAGCGAUUUCACCCCCGGAGCUCUGGUUCUCCACUCUGCCUCGGCCCGUGCCGGCUGCCACACCCCCAUCCUCAGAGGGGACGAGCUGGGUCACCAGCUCUAAAGGUGUCUCUCUGGCCUCUGGAGGGCGGACGGUCACCCUGCUGGCGACGGUGAGGCUGUGUCCCCGCCUGUGGUGGCUUAGCCGCAGAUUUCUCCACGGAGGCGGCUCCUUUUCCUCCCUGAGGGGGUCUUGGCCUGAGCCAGGCUUUCUGCCCACACCUGGCCCUGCUUCUCCACCCGGCCCCGGGGCAGCAGAAUCCAGACAAGUGAUGGGGCGUCUGGCCUGGGAAAAGGCCCCUCAGCGGAGAGGGGUGGUCCACGUGGGGCCCGGAGCCUGGCCUGAGGCCUGGUUUUGACGCUCUCUACUGUGUGGCUCGGGGGAGCUCCUUAACCUCUCUGGGCCUUGAUCUCCGGCCCAGCAGGCUCCGACGGGCUGAUUGGAGGUGAGCUCCGUUAUCUCGGGCUCAGAGCCCUCUCUCCUCCCUGAGCAUUGCUGAGCCUUUUGGAACAGCAUCCUGUCGCCGUCGGUGGCCUCUCCCGGCAUUGCGACUGCGAUGCGAGGAGGAGGGAACACGGCGGCCCACGUUCUGUGCCGCUCUCCCCAGGUUGGCCUGCCUUGUGCUGCUAGGUCUGUCUGGGGACAGGGGACUGCCCUGCACACGCCGCCGGCCACCUUCCAGAAGGGCCGCCGAGGGCAUUCUGCACCCAGGUGCGGCGUCCAGGAGAUUUUCAUUCCUGGGCCCGUGCAGGCCCUGUGCUGUCCCCUUCAGGCCCCGUGCUGUCCCGUGAGGCCCCGUGCCGCCCCGUGCAGCAGUGCUGUGGCAUCCCCACUGGAUCGGAGGUUCCUGACCAUCACGGUGCCCCCGACCCCUUCUGGAGUGAAGAUCUCAAAUGUGUCAGAGAACACCCGUGCUCUGGGCGUGAGAGGAGCCAGGCCGGCUGCAGCACACCUAUCCCGGAAAACAAGUCAGGGUUCCACACGGGCUCCCGCGGAGUUGGAGAGGCCGCCCCCUCCCCCCGUUCUGAGCCUGCAGCCUCGUGGGGCCGGGCGGCAUCUGUGGGGUCAGCAGUAAGCCCGCGGGGCGCUAAGUCCCGGGCACCGCCGACCCUUCUGCGCUUUGGGCUGGACACUCGUACCUGCAGAUGCUCCGUUUCAGCACAGGGCCGUGAGGACGAAGGCGUGAUUGUUUCCAGUCCGAGCUCACUGGCUCCUCCCCUGGAGCCCUUCUGCUCGAGACCGAGGACGGGCCCCAGGCUCGCCACCCACGGGGGAGAGAGCACCGCGUUGGAAACCACAGGGCCCGAUCGAUCGUCCGUCGUCGGAAAGGCACGGGGCUGGGCGCCCCCAAGACGUUCCCGUCUGGAAUCUCUAUGGGCAGAAGCCGGGAGUCUGCACUCAACGCUCCGCCCUAGGAGGUGACUUUACACGCUUAGAGCCUGGGAGCAUCGCAAGGACCCAGGAGCUAGUCACCUGCAGGCCCGGACCGAGCGAGGAAGGAACAGCCCCCCAAGGCCUUGACAGGCAAGACUACGGUUUGUCUCUUUCUUCCUCCUCCCUUCCCUCCUUCCCUCCUCCUUUCCCUCCCUCCUUCCUUCCUUCCUUCCUUCUCUCCCUCCCUCCUUCCUUCCUCUCUU